This is a messenger RNA of Diversispora eburnea, 201 nucleotides long. The record is from the annotation of a GenBank genome assembly. Lineage: Eukaryota; Fungi; Glomeromycota; Glomeromycetes; Diversisporales; Diversisporaceae.
GUGCAAGGAAGUCAGUACCGGUUUCAUAAUACUGGUUGGUAUAAAGAUGUUAAAAAACUUGAGGACAUCGCUAAUCAUGAUUGGAGAAAAAGAUGCAUAUGUCAAGAUAACGGAAUUUUCUUACUUGAGGUAUGGUAUGAUGAAAAUCCAGAAAUAGUUAUCCCUGAAAGAAUACAAAAAAUUAAAGAUUUCGUUAAUUAA